UGGGUGGGGGGCGAGGAGCCGCACGCUCCCCCUCCCUACCCCCCCACCGGUGCAGACACCCCCCCCCCCUUUAUAUACAUACAUUCCCCUUUAUUUGGUCCAGGAGGGCGGAAAAGCCAGAUAGAUACGCCUACGAAACAAGAGAGUCCCCCACCCUUAUUUCCCCAAGCCCCGCCCCCUGGGGCUACAGCCCCGCCCUAAAAGACCCCCUCUCCCUAAACCCCGCCCUUCAAAGCUAGGAGACCCCCCCCCAACAUAUCUCACUCAAAUACUCCCUCCUCCCCUGACUCUUAUUUGGUUUGUCAAUCAUGAUCCCCCAAAUUAGGAACUGAAGGGCUCUGUCCCAAAAAACAGGUUGACAAGAGGGAGACUUAAGCAUCCCCUCCCCCCAAAAGUGCUCCCCUUAAAGAAAGUGAGGUGUAGUUACAGGCAUACAACUCUCGAGGGAAAAGGCAAGGGGCUUAAAGAGGAGGAAUUCCUCCCCGCUUUUCAUCUUCCCACCCCAAUAGAUCUGCCCCCACUCCCUAUAGGCAGCAGCUGAGGAAACUGCAAGGGGGUGAGUGUGGGGCUUACCCAUCUCUCACCUCCCCCCUUUCACACUGGUGCAGCGAGAGCGAGUGUUGUGAGAGAGGAAGGGGGGCAUCUCUCUCAUCCCCAGCCUGCUAUGGAGAUGCAGAAAGGCAAAGGGGGAGCAGCAGCAGCUACAGCGAGUGGUGGUGGAGGAGGAGGAGGAGGAGGAGGAGGGAAAUUGCUGAUCUACACCAGUUUGGAUGCCAAGGAUGAGUUAGAGGAGAGGCUGGAAAGGUGCAUGGGCAUCGUGACAUCCCUGACAAGCGGAGUCUCGGAGAGGGAAGCCAACGACGCUCUGAAUGCUCACGUGUGCAAAGGAGCCCCCCAGCACGAGGAGAUCUACCUGGGACUCUUCACCCUGAUCCUCACAGAGCCUGCUCAAGCUCAGAAGUGUUACCGGGAUCUGACGCUAGUGAGCCGAGACGGAAUGGUUGGCUUGUUGAACAAGAUGAACCAGGUGGUGAUGGAGAAGUACCUGAAGCUGCAGGACACCUGUCGGAUUCAGUUUGUCUGGCUGGUGCGGGAGAUGGUGAGGAGCGGUGUCCUCGGCAGUGACGGCAUCUGCAUGACCUUCAUGAAGCAGAUAGCAGGAGGGGAUGUGACCGCAAAGAAUAUCUGGCUGGCCGAGAACAUCCUUGACAUGCUCAUGGAGCAAAGGGAGUGGGUGUUGAAGAGCUCGAUGCUGAUCGCCAUGUCUGUGUACACGUUCCUGCGCCUCAUCGUGGAUCACCACGGCUCCCCGCCACUGCAGGCCCUGCGGCAGAAGGAGGUGGACUUCUGCAUCUCUCUGCUCCGCGACCGGUUCAUGGAUUGCGCUGUGAUUGGCCGAGAUCUGGUGAGACUCUUGCAGAACGUUGCUAGGAUACCCGAGUUUGAGCAGCUAUGGAAAGACAUUAUCCACAAUCCGCAGGCACUGAGCCCGCAGUUCACAGGCGCGCUGCAGCUCCUGCAGAGCCGGACUUCGCGCAAGUUCCUGGCAUUCCGCCUCACACCAGAUAUGGAGACCAAGCUGCUCUUCAUGACUUCUCGGGUGCGCUUUGGCCAGCAGAAGAGGUACCAAGAUUGGUUCCAGCGGCAAUACCUGUCCACGCCGGACAGCCAGUCCCUGCGCUGCGACCUCAUCCGCUACAUUUGCGGCGUGGUACACCCAUCCAAUGAGGUGCUGAGCUCUGACAUCCUCCCUCGCUGGGCCAUCAUCGGCUGGUUGCUCACCACAUGCACGUCCAACGUAGCUGCUUCGAAUGCCAAGCUGGCCUUGUUCUACGACUGGCUCUUCUUCAACCCCGAGAAAGACAGCAUCAUGAACAUUGAGCCAGCCAUUCUAGUCAUGCAUCACUCCAUGAAACCGCACCCAGCCAUCACCGCCACCCUCCUGGACUUCAUGUGUCGGAUCAUUCCUAACUUCUAUCCUGCCCUGGAAGCCCACGUGCGACAAGGGGUCUUCAACUCCCUCACCCACAUUGUGGAGAAGCGAGUCCUCGCGCACUUGGCUCCUCUCUUCGACAACCCCAAGCUGGACAAAGAGCUCCGGGCCAUGCUGAGAGAGAAAUUCCCCGAGUUCUGCAGUUCGCCCUCUCCUCCCGUCGAAGUCAAAAUCGAGGAGCCGGUUUCCAUGGAGAUGGACAAUCACAUGUCCGACAAAGAUGACAGUUGCUACGACAACGCAGAGGCCGCCUUCAGUGAUGACGAAGAGGAUUUGAAUGGCAAAGGGAAAAAGAGAGAGUUCCGGUUCCACCCGAUCAAAGAAGCUGUCGUGGAGGAGCCCGUCGACAUCACACCUUUCCUGGACCAGUUGGACGAGUCCUUGAAGGAUAAAGUCUUGCUGCUACAGAAGGGGAGUGACACAGAGGCCCAGUGUGAGGUCAUGCAGGAAAUCGUGGAUCAAGUCCUGGAGGAGGAUUUUGACCAGGAGCAGCUGUCAGUCCUUGCCUCUUGCCUACAGGAGCUCUUCAAGGCUCACUUCCGUGGGGAGGUCCUUCCGGAAGAGAUCACCGAAGAGUCUCUGGAGGAAUCUGUGGGGAAGCCGCUUUACCUAAUAUUUAGGAACCUUUGCCAGAUGCAGGAGGACAACAGUGGCUUCUCCGUGCUGCUGGAUCUUUUAUCUGAACUCUAUCAGAAGCAGCCCAAGAUCGGCUACCACCUUCUGUACUACCUGAAAGCCAGCAAAGCCGCGGCUGGGAAGAUGAACCUCUACGAGUCCUUUGCCCAGGCCACGCAGCUGGGCGACCUGCACACUUGCCUGAUGAUGGAUAUGAAGGCUUGCCAGGAGGACGACGUCCGGCUGCUCUGCUACCUCACUCCUUCCAUAUACACUGAGUUUCCAGAUGAGACCCUGCGAAGCGGGGAGCUGUUGAACAUGAUCGUGGCUGUCAUCGACUCAGCGCAGCUUCAGGAGCUCGUGUGCCACGUGAUGAUGGGCAACCUGGUCAUGUUCCGGAAGGACUCGGUCCUGAACAUUCUGAUUCAGAGCUUGGAUUGGGAGACGUUUGAACAGUACUGCACGUGGCAGCUCUUCCUGGCGCAUAACAUCCCGCUAGAGACCAUCAUUCCCAUCCUUCAGCAUCUCAAGUACAAAGAACACCCCGAGGCGCUUUCCUGCCUGUUGCUGCAGCUGAGACGCGAAAAGCCCAGUGAAGAGAUGGUGAAGAUGGUGCUGAGCCGGCCAUGCCACCCAGACGACCAGUUCACCACCAGCAUCCUCCGGCAUUGGUGCAUCAAACACGACGACCUCUUGGCCGAACACAUCAAGUCCCUCCUGAUCAAGAACAACAGCCUGCCCCGGAAACGCCAAAGCCUGCGCAGCUCCAGCAGCAAACUGGCCCAGCUGACUCUGGAGCAGAUCUUAGAGCACCUGGACAACCUGCGCCUGAACCUCACCAACACCAAACAGAACUUUUUCAGCCAAACCCCGAUCCUUCAGGCACUGCAGCAUGUCCAAGCCAGCUGUGACGAGGCCCACAAGAUGAAGUUCAGCGACCUCUUCUCUCUGGCCGAGGAGUACGAAGACUCCUCCAGCAAGCCCCCCAAGAGCCGGCGGAAAGCCACCAUCUCCAGCCCCCGCAGCCGCAAGAACGCAGCCCAGCCAGCCAACAACGAAGAGGAGUCUGCCUCCAGCAGCGCCUCGGAGGAGGAGGACACCAAACCUAAACCGACAAAGCGGAAGCGGAAAGGCUCCUCGGCAGUUGGCUCAGACAGUGACUGAGGGGGGCGGGGGGGGGCCUUGGCAGCACAGCUUGCCCGCCUGCCUCCAACCUGCCUCGUUGCCAGCGGCUCCCAGGGUGACAGCGGCGGCAGUAGAGAGCGGUUCCGGAGCAACUGGACGGACGCCAUCGACAGCAGGGCAACGCGCACAGGAGAUGUCUGUGCGCGCACCCCACUCAGUGAGACUUGAAUGCUCUGACAGCCCCUUUCCUGCGCAGCGUCACCUACUACUCCCUUGCCCUGCCUCCCCCCCACCCCCCGCGACCUCCACACUGGGCACCAGCCUCCUCCUCGCCAAUCUGUCUGGCCUGACAUGGCAGGGAAAGGGAGAUUCCUUGCAGCCGUCCACCUGGGAACUUGGAAGACACUGGUCGCCUCCACCGGGGAUAUGGUAAUCAGAAGCGACACGGGGCCAGAGAGAGACCAGGUCCACUUCCCACCCACCCACCCGCCUCUCCUCCACGAAAAGCAAAUAAAGGAUGUGAACGAGCUGGCUGCUCCAUUGGUGGUUCUGGCUGGGGAGACCGAGGAGCCAAGGGGGUUGGAAUAUGGGGAGGGGGCUUGUCUGGGACUGCCCAGCUAAGCCUACCCCUUCCUGGUGUCCCAGUCUAGGCAUCAUUUUCAAACUUCUCACAUUUCUCCCCCCCACCCACCCACCCCAAAAGAGGAGGCGAAGUUCCCAUUUUCUCUUUGCAGAGAAUCUCCACUUGAGCCUCAAACUCUCCCACACCCCACCUUCAGGCUAGCUAUGGCCACCUCGCCAUUCCUGGGGUUGCCAGCCGGUCCCCGGCAAGCCACCGUCUCCCACCCACCCCGUCCCUGCCUUCACACCUCAGUCAGCCCACAUGCACCCUCUCCCAGGCUGUCGGCACAAAAGACGGGUGCUGAAGCUCUCCUGGGUGGCUUUGGAACGCGCCCCCCGUCUUCCUGUCAGCACCCAACUUGGAGAAGCUUGCGGGGUUGUGGGGGGAGCAACAAUCAGAGCAACCAGCCAGCAAGACUAGAUGGUGGUUAUAUUUUUAAUUACCCAUCUACCCACUGAGAGAUUAUCAUUUUUAAACAGUUUUUAAAAGAGACAAUAAAAACUGUCGACAUGUUUUGUACAAGCCA
Molecule: messenger RNA, 4881 nt
Organism: Eublepharis macularius
Lineage: Eukaryota; Metazoa; Chordata; Lepidosauria; Squamata; Eublepharidae
Gene: INTS3
Product: integrator complex subunit 3
Exons: 30
Coding region: 665-3772 (1035 amino acids)
Cellular component (GO): cytoplasm
Source: RefSeq, a predicted model, not a curated record